AUGGAGGAUUGGACGUCACUUCGAGACGAUGUCUACGAUAUGGCAAAUGGAAUAUACGGAGAUCUUGUGACGACUGAAGAGGCACUUGAAUUGGUUGCCGGAGAGAUUUUGGAAGACGAACGGAUAGGAAGUCAUCCGGAACUCAUGGAACUCGUACUUACACUCAAUCCACGAGCAGAACAUCAAGAUCCGAAGAAAUUGAGUGUGGCGAAGAGUGCUGAGGUUCUGCUCUCAAAAAGUGAUGAAUUGAUGUCAGAAGCCACUCAAAGAAGUGAUCCACUCCUUGGGAAAUCUCGUUUUUUCGCAGUCGCUGCCAGACCGAUAUCACCGAAGAAAUCAAAAGAGAAAUUGGAUUGGUUGGAUGCAAUUGAUGCGGCACUCGAAUUGGGGUGUACCAUGAUGCCCAUUGCUAUCAAACUCUCCGACCACGACACCCUGCUUCGCGACGUGGUCCGUCUGGGUUCAAACUACAAACAAGGCAAAAAGAUUCUAAGUUUCGCGAAACAACUCAACAUCGACACGCCCAUCGCAACGGCUCUUUCAUAUUGCGCCCUGGCGGCUCUCCGAUCGAACGACGCCGUCUAUUUGAGUAAAUACAUUGGGGAAGUGAUGAAAGCCAAAGGAGUUCCAGUCGUUCAUCAAUUAUGUAUGAAGAUAAUGGAGUCACCUCACGUGCCGACAGAUAUGGAAGACGUCUACUCGUGUGCAAUCAAUAAUUGCUCCGAGGAGAAUCUUCUGGAGACAAUCAACGCCAUUUCGGGAAGUGAGAAACGACUGGAUUCCGGGAGACGUGUCAGAGAAUUCCGUUUAGAAGACGUGCCGAUUUCAGAAGACGUUGUGGGGGAUCCUAUGUAUACACCACUGAAAUUAUAUAAUCCAAAAAAAGAGGCCACUGAUGAUGUCAGACAGAAAUUGACCUACUUUGAGAGUUAUGGAAAACGAGAUACGGAAGUUUUUAAGCGGCUAAUUGCACAUGAAUCGUCGACGAUUGCUUUAUGGUUUUCACUUUUUGAAAAGAAAAAUUCUGGAGAAAAUUCAGAAUCUGGAGCCCAGGAUUCUGAAUCCCCCCAGGAUUCAUGGACCAAAAACGACAAACUGAAACGAUACGAGAGGGGACUCCGAUUCUUCGAAAACCGUAUCCCGCUACCGGUCCUUAUCACGGCGCCAGCAUCGUCUAUAAUAAAAGAGGCGAAUCGAGGUGAUGCGUCGAUUACGGCGGUCGAUAGGAUUGAGGAUUACGGUUGCGACAAGAGUCGAUUCAUCGGAGACGCCCAAUACCGUACCGAAACAAUCAUCGGUCUCGCUGGCACAGAAAACGAGCAAAUCUUCGCCGACGCGUUGGAACUCGCCUCGAAAUACGGAAUCGACGAGUGGCAAUUGCAUAUGGCAUCACUCGAAUACUUAUUGGAUCCAUCUUAUAAUGUAUCUCGAAACGAUGUGAAAACAAUUAUGAAAAGUCGAAAACAUUUAUCGAAAUUGCGCGGGAAACCAGAAGAAUUCCAUUCGAGACUCCGAACAAUGGUCCUGCCGACACUGGAGACAAAUGAACAAUUUCUCGCCUAUACCUCACUUUUCGCUGAAAAUGAGCCGGAGAAACGGGCGGCUGAAACUCUGAAAGAGAUCGUUUCGAAGCGGAAGAAUACGGAGGCGAUUCGGAUGUGGACUGAUCUGAAAUAUCUCUCGUCGAUUAUCAAUACAAUUCCAGAUGGAAAACUCAGAACAUUCAUCCCCACUUUUCUUUUAAUUCCAAGAAUCGGUGUGAAAGCGUGUGAACUUUCCGCUGAGUUUCUGUUGGAUGGUGAUGAGACACGACCGCCUUCAAAUCCGUUUAUUGUUUUUCUUUUGAUGAGAAGUAAUGUUGAGGAGUUUUUGGAUUUGGUCGCUAAUAAGAAAUCGAGAGACGACGAGAUCGCCUACUUGGAUCGUGCCGUUCUCCUACUCGAAAACACUCCAAAAGUUCCCGAAAAUCUGAAAGAAGCCGUCAAAACGAGAGUCGAAAGAAUGCACAGAGCUACAGUAACCCCACCACCGGAGACUCCAACAGCGUCGAAUCCAUCUGGAUUCUCGUCGUUCUUCUCGAAUUCUGAUGAUAAUACGGGAAUGAUGAAGAGAAGAAAAAAUUAA
Messenger RNA from Caenorhabditis remanei, 2124 nucleotides. RefSeq lists its product as uncharacterized. The transcript has 5 exons. Gene Ontology annotation, cellular component: endoplasmic reticulum membrane; Dsl1/NZR complex. NCBI's taxonomy places the organism in Eukaryota, Metazoa, Nematoda, Chromadorea, Rhabditida, Rhabditidae. The coding region runs from base 1 to 2124 and encodes 707 amino acids. Gene Ontology annotation, biological process: retrograde vesicle-mediated transport, Golgi to endoplasmic reticulum. The record is from RefSeq and is a predicted model, not a curated record. Gene Ontology annotation, molecular function: SNARE binding.